GGUUAGGGUGUAUAAAACGAACUGUCACUUGCCACUCGAAUUUGUGUGCAUAAAUAAAAACUGUUUUCACGCAAAAUAUCAAGAAAUUUUGAAGAUUUUCCAAGUUAUUUGCUUGCAUUGUAAAAGAGAAGUUCGAUUUGCAGUUUAAGGAAUAAAAACAAACAAAAACUUCGAGAAUGCAGCUCGGCAUUGUAGCGGACACGAAGAUGCUGUGCCGGGUUUGCAUGGUACCCGUCGAGGAACAUCCGGCGAACCUGUACGACGAUGCGUCCCCGUUCGGUCUGCCCAGUUUGCACGACAUGCUGCGGACGAUUUGCGCUCCGGUGUUUGCGAAACCCGAAGCGGAAGCCAUCGUGCCGAACAUGCCGACCAUUGUUUGUCUGGUGUGUCGGAACGCGAUCGUGGCGGCCUACAACCUGCAUCAGCAGUGCAUCGAGACCGAUCGACGGCUGGGUGAGUUGGUAGCUUUGAUGUGGGAACUCCAAGGUCCCGGCAGCGAUGAGAUUGGUGAGGUUUCCGAAGAUCCUCCCAAGAGCAGUAUCAAGGAGGUACCAAUUUCGGAGGAAACAAUGGUUGAGAGCGUUGAGAUCAAGGAUCAGUCUGCGCAGCAAGGUUGUUCACAGCGAGGAAACGCUGACGACAAAACUUGUGUGGAAUGUGGGAAGACGUUUUCAAGCCGGUGGACCUUGGUCAGGCAUAAACGGGAAGGUUGGUGUGAUAAGACGAACGACCCCAUGAUGCGCACGUGUGAUAUCUGCAAUAAGGUUUUAAAGACCGUUCAAUUGCUGAAAAGACAUCGUCAAAUGCAUGAUAGCAGACCGUGUCCUCCGCUGAAUUAUCCGGAACUUCCAGCUUCAACACAAGAGGAGAUUUCGGAAGGAGAUAGGCCCGCCGAGGAGAGUUCGGUGUUGAAUAAUGAGCAAGUGGAUUCGGUAACGGUCGAAGCCUUAGACCUGAUGGAUGAAAGCCAAAGUCACAACGAAGAAGAGGUCGUCGAUGCGCGUGGCAUGAAAUGCACCAAUUGCGGUAUAUCAUUCUCCUCAAACCUAUCGUAUCGAAAUCACAUGCUGGAAAAAAGCUGCCAGCAAAAACAACUAUUUCCGUGCACAAAAUGUGGAAAAACCUUCGACAAACUUACAAGAAUGCAGUACCACAGACGUAACCAUAAGGAACGGCUAGCUUGUCAUUUGUGUAAUCAAACAUUCAAGAAUAGAGACUGUCUGCGGAUACAUCACGCGCGUAAAUUUUGUUUGGGGAUCGAGACAAGCACCUCCGAGGCCGUGUGCCAAGAAGAACAAGGCCAGGUGCGAAAAGACGAACCAGUAGUCAAUGUAAACAAAACAUGUAUGCGUUGUGGCAAAACAUUUGCAACCGGUUGGACUUUGAAAAGACACAAAAAUGAAGGCAGGUGUGAGGGUCCGAAUGUCUCCAUGGCGCGCACCUGUGUGAUCUGCUGUCAAGUUUUUAAGACGGUUAAGUUGUUGAGAAAACACCUUCAAAUCCAUGAGGGCACCGAGGAAGCAGAGUCCAACGAGGCGGAGCUUCCAGCAGUAGAGGAGAUCCCGUUACUGAAUACCGAGCAAGUGGAUAUGAUAAAGGUCGAAGCUCUAGACCUGACGGAUGAAAACGAAGAAGCGGUCAACGAAGUGCGUGUCUGGAAAUGUACCGAUUGCGGCAUAACGUUUUCCUCAACCGCAUCGUAUCGAAAGCACACGCUCGAAGCGGACCCGAAAAGGCUGUGCCGGAUUUGCAUGGCCGGCGCGAACGAACACUUUGUGGACCUGUACGAUGCCGCCUCGUUCGGUCUGCCCAGUUUGCACGGAAUGCUGCGGACGAUUUGCGCUCCGGUCUUUGCAAAGCCCGAAGCCGAAGACGUCGUUGUCCUGCCGCAGAUGAUGCCGACGAAGGUGUGCUUGGAGUGCCGGAACGCAACCGUGGCGGCCUACGACCUGCACCAGCAGUGCAUCGAAGCUGACCGCCGGCUGGGCGAGCUGAUAGCUUUGAUGUGGGAACUCCAGGGACCCGGAGGUGAUGAGAUUGGUGACGACGGCAUUGAACAGGUAAAGUGUGAUGAACCGUGUGCUGCGCCGGAAUUUCCGGCUACGUCUCAAGAACACGAGGACACGCUGAUAGAAACUCAGAAAGAGGAAAUGAUCGAUUCAGAUUCCAUGCUGAUGGAAGAAGUGCUGAACCGAGAUGAAAAAUGUAGCGAGUGUGGCAUAUCGUUCUCGUCGUUCAUAGCACACCGGAAGCACACCCAAGAGGGAAAUUGUCGUCGAACGCACACUUAUCCGUGCAGAAUUUGUGGAAAGGUCUUUGACAAGCAAACCAGACUGCAGUACCACAUGUACAGCCACAAGGAGCGCGUGGCUUGCGAGUGGUGUGACGAAACGUUCCGUAACCGAGGUGGUCUGCUGGUGCAUAUCAACCGUAAACGCUGCCCGGGCAAAAAGUCCCAGGAGGAACCGACAAGCAGCGCGGAAGUGCAAGAACAGGACGAAGAUACUGCAAUCGACAUGCAAUGCAAGAAGUGUGGAGUUUCGUUUACGUCGAGCAAAGCGCAAAGAACGCACAUGCAGGAAGGAAAUUGCCAGCAAGGGCCAACCUUUCCGUGUACAAUUUGUGGCAAGACCUUUGACAAACUGAGCAGAAUGCAGUACCACUUGUACACCCACAGGGAGCGCUUCCCCUGCCCGAGGUGUGUGCAAACGUUCCGAUACAAAACGCAUCUGCGGAGGCAUCUCGCUAAUAAAAGUUGUAAAGUUAUGAAAGCGAGCAUCUCCCAGGACGUGGCCACCAGUCAGGAGCCGGAAGAACACGAUACGAGCGAAGAUCCACUGUUGGCCAGCGAAAUCAAAGUUGAAGAACCGGAAAUCGAAGACGCAGAGACGGAAUUGGACAGCGAAGUCUUUGUGGAGCAAAUUGCUGUCCCUGAGGAGGGGCACAAGAAAGAUGGAAGAUGUCUGCAAGAAUCGGAACAAUCGCCAAAGCUAUUUGCGUGUGACCUGUGUGAGAAAUCGUUUACUUCAGUCGUUGGUUUGGUGCGCCACAAAAACAAACACGUCGAUCGAGGCUAUUGCGACAAAUGCAGAAAAUUGUUUAAAUCCAAGGCUGAUCUAGAGACGCACAUCGCAAGGGGAGUAUGUUUGGGUGAUAUGGCGAGGACCUGCUUGGUUUGCAAGAAACUCUUCGAAACGAUGGUGGAAUACAGAAAACAUCGUCGAGAGGCUCAUCAGGGACCCAUCGAUUGCACGGAUUGUGGUCGAACGCUAAGAAACUUUCAUUCGUUUUACGUUCACGUAAGGGAAAGAUAUUGCAAGAACAUAAAAAAUCGAUCCGCCAAGGGAGGAAAGUGCAAAAUCUGCGGAGAAGUGCAAGCAUCCAUUCCACAGCUUAAACUGCACAUGAAAGCGAAACAUUUGGGCAAGAUCUUCUAUUGCGCCGCCUGCCAACUUCACUUCCCCACCCAACAAAAGUUCGAUGCACACACGGAGAAGCACGCCCAAAAAUUGGUCAAUAUUUGCCAAACCUGCAACACUAGCUUCCCCACGCUGGCAGCCCUGAAAAGGCAUAAAUUUACCCACAUGAAGCCUGUGAAAUGCGUCGUUUGCGGGCGACCCUUUAGCAGCAAAUAUCAUCUCAAGGUGCACAUGUCACACACACAUACGGGUGAAAACCCGCACGCCUGCGAACUGUGCCCAGCGCGAUUCAGGACGGUUGCUGGCAAGCAAAAACACUUGCGAACCCACUCGAGCGAACCCAGCGACGAGCAGCAGCAGCAACGAGCGGAAGAAGCAGGUGCAGAUAUGGAGUAGGUGUCGAAAAGCAUAACCUGGUAUUGUUUCAUUUUAAUGUUGAUUAGUAAAAGAAAAAUAAAAUUAAUUUAACUUCCUGUACAAAAGACAUAAAAGCUUAACUUGGUCAUUCACCUUCUCAAAAACCGAAUCUUAAUUUAGGGUACCGUGGAGAUUUUCCCUUGUCUUCUUAAAACAUUAACAUUAACAAUGCAGUACCCGAUUCGAGUUGUGAAACGACAAUGGAGCACU
This is a messenger RNA of Culex pipiens pallens (northern house mosquito), 4046 nucleotides long. Its product is annotated as zinc finger protein 208-like. Gene Ontology annotation, biological process: regulation of transcription by RNA polymerase II. The record is from RefSeq and is a predicted model, not a curated record. Gene Ontology annotation, molecular function: DNA-binding transcription factor activity, RNA polymerase II-specific; zinc ion binding; RNA polymerase II transcription regulatory region sequence-specific DNA binding. Lineage: Eukaryota; Metazoa; Arthropoda; Insecta; Diptera; Culicidae. Bases 177 to 3815 code for a protein of 1212 amino acids. The transcript has 4 exons. Gene Ontology annotation, cellular component: nucleus.